GAGCCCUGAGGAUCCUGGGAAGUUGGGAAGGAAUUUUUAGAUUGAAUGAAGAGAGAAGUUCAGACGCACACGAGCAUGAGGAGGUUUUUCCAAGCGCACAGGGACGAGGACCACGGUCAGAUCCAGUACCUGACGGCCAAGUGCACCCGGCUGGCUCAUGAUAAAGCAGUGCUCGACAGGGACUUCCUGGUAUCCAAAGACCGAGAGAGGAAGCUGCAGAAUGAUCUGGAAGCUGCGACUGCCCGACUUGUUCACCAGGAUCAGCUGAACAUGGAGCUCAGGAUGCAACAGGACCAACUCUUCAGCAGGAUCCACCAGCAGCAGGACCUGGUGGACAUGCUGCAGCAGCGGUUUGUCCUGCUGGCGGAGGAGAGCUUCCGGGACGCAGAGCUGCUGCGUCAGGUCGGCACCGAGCUGCUGUGUCUGCAGAGCUCCGAGGUGAAGCUUGAGGGCCUGGUGGAGGAGCUGCACGCUGAGGCCCAGCACAGAGCAGUGGUUGCAGAGAGCCUCCAGGUGGAGCUGCAUGCUGAGGCCCAGCACAGGGCUGUGCUGACAGAGAGCCUCCAGGCGGAGCUGAGCAGUAAAUCAGUGGAGCUGGAGGAGCUACAAGAAAACAACAAAACUCUGAGAGAAGAGCUGCAGGGUUUACGCUCUGCUCAUGAGCAGGAGGUGAGGGAGCUGCAGCAGGAGAAUCAGAGGAGUCUGGGGAAACUGCAGGAGACAGCGGAGCAGUGUGAGUGGCUCUGUCAGCAGCAGAGAUACUGGAUGUGUUGUGUCAAGAGAUUCAAACGCUGCCUGAUGGAGGAGAGAGAAUCUCUGCUGCGACAGGUCAGCACGCUGGAAAAGAAGCUGAUGAAGACUGAACAUGACGAAGGUCACACACAGAGUGUCCUCUGUCCGCUAAAAGAGACUUCAUGCUGUGACAGCAGCAUGUCAUCGUGGGAGGCAGAUUCAGUGGUCCACCUGGAGUCUCAGGUAGAGAAAUCAAACACGGAUCUCUUUACACAGAUAGUUUAGAACUGAAGAAGCCUUUUGGGAGGAGAGGUGAAACGUCUUCAAGAUCUUCAAACAGUCCAGUUGCCUUUGGAUCAAGCUUCAGAUUUACCAUGAGCUGGAUGACUGAGAACCUGCACAGGUUCCUACAUAAAAAAUAUUACUUAUCAAACAAAAUAGUUGCUAUGAACGUCUUUCAAUGAAAGCUGUAGGACAAUCUUUUUUUGCCUUUUCUUCUGGUCCCAUCACAUGAACUUUUCUUUUAAAAGCAACAACUUAAGGAAUAAAAAAAUCUUUCUGGAUGGAGGUCGAGGACAGAUCUGAUGACUGAAACAGAAGACUUCUAAAACCACAGGGCUAAUAUUCAUCUGGGUGAGGCUGCCAGACCUUACACUGGUUGUUGUACAGCCAGUUCUCUGAAACAUUAACGCAGCUGGAGUCUCAUCUUUACUUUUU
Messenger RNA from Labrus mixtus (cuckoo wrasse), 1449 nucleotides. Its product is annotated as liprin-alpha-1. The transcript has 8 exons. Bases 46 to 1017 code for a protein of 323 amino acids. Lineage: Eukaryota; Metazoa; Chordata; Actinopteri; Labriformes; Labridae. The record is from RefSeq and is a predicted model, not a curated record.